CAACAGCUCUGACAUCGCACCCACUCAUCCUACUUUUGGAGCCGUUUGGAGGCCCAGUCUCGGUCGUCCAAUCUAUCUUAGAAUCGACAUUUUUUGUUAUUAGACUACUAUCGUCGCUCAGUUCAUACAACUCAUACCGUGGUAUUGUUUUAGGCAGUCACGCCUUCGUCGCGGCACGCCAGCGGCCAUGAAAUCGCGGACCAGUACGUCCUGUUCGCUCAACAGAGGAAACGCUAGAUACGACACACACUCGGGCUUUAGGGACAGCAGCACUGCCCUCAUGUAAAGUCAUAGCUUUAUCCUCAUCGAUUAUUGCUGUGGACUGUCUCCGACGAAAAUGAGAUAUCGCAGAAUAGCAGGAGACGAACUACGCAAUCCACCUCUACAUACUCUUCUACGGCCACGUAGCCUUGGAGUGGCAACCUAGCUAGGCCCGAAUAUGGCGACGAAGGGAAAUAUGCACGGAGAGGGCAAUGUGAAGAUUGCAAGGCAAGACUUGUCAAAGCUCGUCGCCGUGCCAAAAUUACCUCCUAGAUCGAAGCCUGCACCCGUAGCACCGUCGAACUCAUCUCCCCAAACUGGUACAGCAUCUUCAGACUCGACAUUCCCUAGACGAGAGACAAUCUCCACGACUGCGAAAUCACCCAGGUAUGGCGACGACGAAACUUCGAAAACGACAAGGGAGCUUGUAAAGUGGGAGUACGACGUCUAUGCUACUCCGUUCAUCCCAUCAGCUCUACGAUCAAUCAAUACAGAGGAGGCUGUUGUGAUUACAACCAAGCCAAAAUACUGGAUUGACUCUCAAGCUUACGCCCACACAUUCAUCGGAACCAGCUUCAUACCCGACCGACCCUUGAAUGCUCUAGAGACUAAGUAUAAGCAGGUCACACUACCCGAGGAGCGAUUCAUCAAGGACUCGUACUUCCAAUAUUUCAAUAGACUAAUGAACAUUGAAAGUGCCGCCAAGACACAGGAACAUGAGACACAUGCACUCUACAAGGUUCCACUCCAUCGCAUCUCGACCCCAGAUGGUCAGAUUUGGGCUUUGUCAGUGCCAGGUCUAAGGGAAGAUAGUCCAGUUGUCGAGAUGGGUGACACGCUGCAGAUUCGUCAACUGUGGAUGGAUAGCGCAGGAAACCCGAUGCCGGUGCCAAUGUACAUGGAAAGCCACGGCAUGGGUCACCCGAGCCAUGCUCCAGUCUUUUACAAAACCUGGACCGGAGUGCAACACAACGGCUCAGUAUACAGUAUCAAUAGGGCACAAGAGACAGUUUAUCUCAAAGUCGAAGGCCUUGACUUCCUACACCUUGGAUCCAAUGUCGUUCCUCUGGAAGCGAAUGUCAGCUUUCCACUUAGAUAUGGUCUGCUGGGAGUUCAGCGGGGGGCGUUGGCAAGAGUCAAUUUGGAGCUUAGGCAAACGGUGUGCUUGUUCCAUCAGAAUAACUUAACUAACCUAGACGAUGGCCGGAUUGACUUUGAUGGAGUACCUGAGGUGGAGUAUGCUUCGACCGGAACGCCAGAAAAAUGCACCUGUGCACUACACAACGACUGGGUUCGCCGGAUGCUCUUCCCGAGAGAGCGUGAUGGCCAGCUCCAAACCCGGCUUCGGAAGAUUCCACAUCGUGCACUUUUCGAUCCUGCCGUCAACUACGAGCAAGCACACGCUGUUAACGAUAUCUGUGCCAGUGAUUAUGGCACGCUGCCAUACCUAAUCUCCGGACCUCCAGGAACUGGCAAGACUAAGACGCUGGUCGAGACAGCUAUGCAACUACUGAAUACCACCAAGACUGCGCAUAUGAUUAUAUGUGCGCCAUCUGAAGCGGCCGCAGACACACUAGCUUUACGUCUCAAGCACUAUCUAAACAACAAGCAACUAUUCAGACUCAACAGGCCUGGCCGAGCAGAUAAUGAAGUGCCACGAGAGCUUAUGCAGUACUGCUACAUUGAGAACGACAUGUUCUACCUGCCUCCUUUCAAGACGCUCAUGGCAUUCAACGUUGUCGUUACAUCUUCCAGAGACGUAGCUAUCUUGGCAGAAGUACGAGUGACUAACAAUGACCUUUGGACCUUGGAAAGGAACAUGUUCUCCGCCCUCCAUCCAGAAGACCAAGCACCAACACCAUCCUUACACUGGGGUGCCCUACUCAUCGACGAAGCCGCCCAAGCCACCGAGAUAGACGUCCUGCCCGCCAUCAGUGUCGUGUGUCCACCCUCGGCAUACCCAACACACCUUCCACAAACACGCUUGGUGUUGGCAGGAGACGACAAUCAACUCGGGCCCCGAACAGCGUCUCGCGAUCCGGAAUUCUCCACAUCUCUAUUCGCACGUCUCUCUGGGCGGACGCUGUAUAAAGAUCAUCCAUUAAGCCGUUCAAAUCUCAAGCCAUCGUCGGGCCCUCCCGUAAUCAAGAGAUCGAUGCUUCCAAUCAUCUACCCGCCGUUCACACUCCUAGUGCGAAACUACCGCUCCCAUCCCGCAAUCUUGAGUGUGCCUAGCUCGCUAUUCUACAACGACACGCUCAUGCCUGAAGCACCCACGCCCUCCACUCCACUCCAGCAAUCCUCCCUCUGGCGCGGCCGCAAAUGGCCGGUCCUAUUCAUACCGCACAUCGGACCCGACGAGAUCGAGCGCGACGGCGGCGGCUGGUAUAACAUCAGAGAAGCACGCCUCGCAUGCUCCAUUGCGCAAACCCUCGUCGAAGAAUCUCGCGUCCAACAAAAGGAUAUAUGCAUCAUGUCGCCCUUCGCUGCACAAGUCAAACUCCUGCGUUUUCUUAUCCGCUCCGAGACCUACGGUGGCGGCGCAGGGCUAUGGGAAGUAAACAUCGGCCCGCUCGAAGCAUUCCAGGGCCUUGAAAACAGAGUCGUCAUCAUAUGCACGACUAGAACUCGAGAGCGGUUUCUUGACAUGGAUGAGAAAAGGGGACUAGGCAUUAUAGGACAGAAGAGAAAGAUGAAUGUUGCGCUUACACGGGCAAAAGAGGCUCUUUUCGUCAUUGGGAGCCCGGUCGUUCUCGGACAAGAUGAGCAUUGGCGGCAGUGGCUGGCCUUUUGCUGGCGUAAUGGCUUGGUGGCGGAUAAGAAGGCGGUUUGGAAAGGCGACGAAGAAGGCUUUGGUAAGGAAAAGAUUGGCGUACUAGAACGAGCAUUGAUAGUAAAGGAAAACCAUGGAAGUAAAUAUGAGAGGGCACUGGGUGCUGGCGCAGCUAGCCACGAUAUCAAUGGUAAUAGCGACUAUGAAGCUUGGAUUGAGAGUCUGAGGGAGGCCUUGGAUGAAGAAGAUCAAGACGAUGAAGAUGGAGAGGGUAGCGAAGAGUAUGAAAACGAAGAUGAAGAUGAAAUAGAGAACAGCGACGGGGAAGAAGAUUCACAGGGUGAAUCUAGUACAGAGAAAUUGUUGCCGUAGAUAUAUGAGCUGGAGUAGACUGAACAAAAGCCAAAGAUAGAAUGCGAGACUGUAGUCAGUAUAAUAUUACACAUAGGAUAUUAGGUAAUGGUCACUUUACACUUUCUCUACGGAGC
Molecule: messenger RNA, 3522 nt
Organism: Cucurbitaria berberidis CBS 394.84
Lineage: Eukaryota; Fungi; Ascomycota; Dothideomycetes; Pleosporales; Cucurbitariaceae
Product: P-loop containing nucleoside triphosphate hydrolase protein
Exons: 1
Coding region: 440-3406 (988 amino acids)
Biological process (GO): regulatory ncRNA-mediated post-transcriptional gene silencing
Cellular component (GO): cytosol; P granule
Molecular function (GO): helicase activity
Source: RefSeq, a predicted model, not a curated record